Bicyclus anynana (squinting bush brown) is the source of this 3226-nucleotide messenger RNA. Its product is annotated as esterase FE4. Bases 1373 to 3043 code for a protein of 556 amino acids. The record is from RefSeq and is a predicted model, not a curated record. NCBI's taxonomy places the organism in Eukaryota, Metazoa, Arthropoda, Insecta, Lepidoptera, Nymphalidae. The transcript has 3 exons.
CUAAAUUUUUUUGUUUGAGACACGUGAUAUUUAAUUUCUUAAAACUCUUCUUUUGUUGUAUAUAAAACACGUGAAUAUGUAAAUAAAAGGGGUAUAAUAGGGGUUACAAGCUUACAUCGAUUUUCUCGCGUACAAAGUCGCGAUCAUCCGCUAGUAUGAAAUAUAUCAACGCAACUCAUAACCUUGCUAUUGCGGCUGCAAUACAAACCAGAUUUAUUGUCACUAAUUGCAGAUCGACGUUAUUUUAGGGUUCCGACAAACGGAACCCUCAUAAGAUCACUCGAGUGUCGGGUCUGUCUGUCACAGUAACUUUUUUCUGAAUCCAACCAUGGACCAAUUUUUUUUUUAGUAAAUUUUCGUUUGGGGCUGGUUCGCCAGGGUUCAGCGAUUAUCGUACAGCAUCCACUUUUCAUCACAGGUGAUGAUUCGAUGUAAAAUACCUUAAUUAUUGUGCCGGUUGAGUAUUGUAACAUAGCAUUCGAUGCGCGUUUGUCGGUUUACUGCACUAAAUCAUGAGGUAGCCAUUUUUAAAGCUUUUUCACCUUCCCAAUUUACUUCAAGUUCAAGCUACCAGCUAGCUCGCACGUGGUUAGCGAUGGAUCCGCUUCCGCAAUAGUCUUCAAUUCUUCAUUAUUAACUUUGGUCUGCGGACGUCUACGAGGCUUGUGCUGCAAGACAAAAUUUCCAGAAUGUUAUCGCCGCGUUCCAACGACUUGCGGUACGGACGGCUUCAGUGUGCUCGUGGCGUUCGAGCCGUCCACACCUCUUGUUGUGUAAUUCUUUAUGGGUUACAUGGGAUAGGUGGGGAGAGUGACUUGAGUGGAAACUUGAGGGGAGUGUUUGUUAACAGUCAAAGAUCCUUUAACCCUUCACACAACGUUCACAAGUGGGUGACUUCACUCAAGGUCAUUCUCUGCCCUUCUAGGGUCUUAUUUUGGUUACACUUUGAUUUGUUAAUUAAGUUGUCCUGACAAACCUUUGUUCGACAUUAGUUUUCUUAUUUUUGUAAUCACGUCUGAGUCUGCUAAAAAGAACGAAAACGUUGGAACCAAAAACGCACUGUGCUUUAUUUUGCGACAUCGCCGCCAUACACAUCAUUAAUCCUUCGAGCCGUUUCUGCAGCACUUAUUAAAUAAUGAGCCCAGUUUGACCCAAAUAUUACUAGUUUUAGUCAGAUUUCAAAAACAUGAUAAAUUUAUAUCGUUCGGAACCCUCACGCGAGUUCAAUUCGCACUUGUCCGGUUUAGUAGAAAUAAUGAUAAUUUAAGAUGUAUCUAAGAUGAGUUGAGAUAAUUAUCGAUAGCGAUUAAAUCUACAUAUAACAUAAUUAUAACUGUUUACACGCAAUCAUUGUCACAGAAGUUGUUCAGCGAUGUGUCGCUUCUUAUGCGUUGUGCUCGCAUUACUCUGGUGUCAGGGUGAUGCAUUCAGUUCCGGACAUGAAUCACGCUUGGUGGAAUUGGCUCAGGGCCCUGUCAAAGGGUAUAAAGACAAAGAAUUUGACAUUUAUACAUUUUACGAUAUACCCUAUGCUACAGCUCCUACGGGUUUGGAUAGAUUUAAGGGUCCAUUGCCACCGCCGACUUGGUCUGAAGUAUUUGAAGCUGUAGACAAAGUAACAAUAUGUCCGCAAACCGAUCUCAUGGGUUGGCUUCCGAACGUAAAGACAAUGCAAGAAGAUUGUCUGACUGCAUCUGUAUAUGUUCCCGAUACUGUACAGAAACACUUACCGGUUGUUGUUUAUGUGCACGGAGGAGCUUACGUCAUGGGAUGGGGCAACAUGGUAACGCCCAAAAACUUCGUAAACAGUAAAAAAGUGAUUGCAGUAACGUUUAACUACAGAGUUGGAGCUCACGGAUUUCUUUGUUUAGGCACCAAUGACGUCCCUGGUAACGCAGGAAUGAAAGACCAAGUAGCACUGUUGCGUUGGGUGCAAAAGAAUAUAGCGAAAUUCCGCGGUGACCCUAAUGAUGUCACAAUCGCAGGAUACAGUGCGGGGUCAGCGUCAGUAGAUUUGCUGAUGAUCUCAAAAACAACAGAUAACUUGUUCAAAAGGGUUAUCCCAGAUAGCGGAGCCAAUACCGCAGCGUUCAGUGUUCAGAUAGAUCCAAUUCAAAAUGCUAAAGAAUACGCAAAGCUAUUAACUUCAAAAAAAUUUGAUAACUUAGUUGAUUUAGAAAGGUUUUUUAAAACCAUACCAUAUGAUCAAUUAAAUUCAGGAAACACGGGUUUCAGACCAGAUUCGUCGUUUGUUAUGACACCAUGCGUAGAACGUGAUUUGGGACAAGAAGUAUUUCUAGAUGAUAGCCCAGUUAACAUACUGAAAAGCGGUGACUAUAAAAAAGUACCAAUGUUAUACGGGUUUUGCGAUAUGGAAGGUUUCAUACGCUUAUUAAACUUUAACACAUGGAAAGAUUUAAUGAAUAAAAAAUUUUCUGAUUUCCUACCGGCCGAUUUGAAAUUCAAAAGCGAAAUAGAGAAGGAACAAGUCGCAGAAAGGGUCAAACGAUUUUACUUUGGAGACAAAGCUAUCAGUGAGGAAACAGUGCUAGCAUACGUUGACUACUUUUCCGAUGUUCUCUUCACCUAUUCAAUACUUAGAUCAGUUAAAUUGCAAGUAGAAGCUGGCAAUGAUCAGAUAUAUUUAUACGAGUAUUCAUACUAUGAUGAUGAGACAAUUCCCGUGCCUUAUACAAAUAACAUACGCGGUGCCAAUCAUUGUACACAAUGUGUGAUCGUUUUGGAUGGGUGGAAAGGCUAUAUAAACCGGACAAGUGGUACCGAUGAGUUCAAAACACAUGUCAAAAAUAUGAGGACAAUUUGGCUAAAUUUUAUGACAACUGGAAAGCCAGUACCUGAAGAUUCCGAAUUCCCAAAAUGGCCACCAGUCGGUGCAAAUAGAUCUCCCCAUAUGUCACUGGGUAAAACAAUAGAACUAAGGGGUACUCCUAGAAAAGAACGAACCGAACUCUGGGAUGAUAUAUAUGAAAAAUACUAUGCCUACCCAAUGCCACCAACUUCUCAAACACAUGUGGAAUUAUAAGGAAAUCUAUAUAAUUAUAAACAAAUAUGACUUUAGGCCUUUGGUCAGGGUCAGGUGACCCAAGAGCUGGCGCUUAAUUUGCCCAGAGGUAUUAUGAACAUUGCCAUCCAGAGGGGUACUUGGGUUUGGUUUUGGUUUCUCUUCUACACCAUUCAUAUCAGUCGGACGAUUAGGCUCGAGGUU